This is a messenger RNA of Suncus etruscus (white-toothed pygmy shrew), 1745 nucleotides long. It is a transcript of the gene CREM, whose product is annotated as cAMP responsive element modulator. Lineage: Eukaryota; Metazoa; Chordata; Mammalia; Eulipotyphla; Soricidae. Gene Ontology annotation, molecular function: protein binding; DNA-binding transcription factor activity, RNA polymerase II-specific; RNA polymerase II cis-regulatory region sequence-specific DNA binding. Gene Ontology annotation, cellular component: nucleus; ATF4-CREB1 transcription factor complex. The transcript is spliced from 9 exons. Bases 38 to 1072 code for a protein of 344 amino acids. Gene Ontology annotation, biological process: regulation of transcription by RNA polymerase II. The record is from RefSeq and is a predicted model, not a curated record.
GACGAGGCCGCUACGUCAAUCCCGAAGCGGCGGACAAAUGACCAUGGAAACAAUUGAAUCUCGGCAGGAUGGAAGUAUAACAGAUACCGUGGCAGAGAGUGAAUCUGCUCAUGUGCAGACGCAGACUGGUCAAAAUUCAAUCCCUACUUUAGCUCAGGUUUCUGUAGCUGGAUCAGGCACCGGAAGAGGCUCCCCAGCUGUAACUCUAGUACAGCUACCUUCAGGCCAAACUGUUCAUGUCCAGGGAGUAAUUCAGACCCCGCAGUCUUCAGUUAUUCAGUCACCACAAAUACAAACUGUUCAGGUAGCAACAAUUGCAGAGACAGAUGAGUCUGCAGAAUCAGAAGGUAUAAUUGAUUCUCAUAAACGUAGAGAAAUCCUAUCACGAAGACCCUCAUAUAGAAAAAUAUUGAAUGAGCUUUCCUCUGAUGUGCCUGGUGUUCCCAAGAUUGAAGAAGAAAAAUCAGAGGAAGAAGGAACACCACCUAACAUUGCUACCAUGGCAGUACCGACUAGCAUUUAUCAGACUAGCACGGGGCAAUACAUUGCUAUAGCCCAAGGUGGAACAAUCCAGAUUUCUAACCCAGGAUCUGAUGGUGUUCAGGGACUACAGGCUUUAACAAUGACAAAUUCAGGAGCUCCUCCACCAGGUGCUACAAUUGUACAGUACGCAGCACAGUCAGCUGAUGGCUCACAGCAGUUCUUUGUCCCAGGCAGCCAGGUUGUUGUUCAAGAUGAGGAAACUGAACUUGCCCCAAGUCACAUGGCUGCUGCCACUGGUGACAUGCCCACAUACCAGAUCCGAGCUCCAACCACUACUUUGCCGCAGGGAGUAGUGAUGGCUGCCUCACCAGGAAGCUUGCACAGCCCCCAGCAACUGGCAGAAGAAGCAACACGCAAACGAGAGCUGAGGCUAAUGAAAAACAGGGAAGCUGCUAAAGAAUGUCGACGGCGAAAGAAAGAAUAUGUCAAAUGUCUGGAAAGUCGUGUUGCAGUGCUGGAAGUUCAGAACAAGAAGCUUAUAGAGGAACUUGAGACCUUGAAAGACAUUUGCUCUCCUAAAACAGAUUAGUAGAAAUAUUUUCAUUAUGAACUGAUCACAACAUGUACAGUUGCUUUUGAAAGCAAUACAAUAUUUAGCCAGCAAGGAUUACGGCUUUUCUUCUUUGUAUCAUUCAUCAUAUGCUCUCAUCUCUAACAUUCCUGAAAUGUGCUUCACUGUACGUAGUUAAUUCUUAGCCGUCACAUCUAUUUUUUAAAAAAGGAGACAAACUAAAAAAAAUGUAUGUAACAAAUUCUUAAAAUACGAUAUUUGUAUGAUUUCCAAUGCUACGUAUUUGAAGUUCGUGAUCUCUGUGUCAUGAAUAGUGUCCUAUGCAAUAACUUUGUUUCCAGGUCUUUAAAAAUCAUUUUAGGAAAGGAUGAUCAAAGAGAACGCAUCCAGUUGUACAAUAAAAAUAAACCAUACCCCUCCCCAAAUACCUCAGGAAAGAAUUGAAAGAAUCUAAUGACAUGCCUUUAUGAAAAUUAUAGCCUAUAAAUGAAUUUAUGGCAUUUGCAGACUUUUAUAUUAGUUGCUUUGUAAAGAAAAGUAUUGUAUUGCUGUCCUUGAAUGCCAUAGUUGAAGAGAGUUUUUAAUAGAACCAUGUUGGUUAUACUUUGUAGUGUUUGGUGCUCAUUUAACUAUAUGAACCUUAACUCCGUUUUUACUCUAUUGUGUAAUAUAAAACUAUCUUCCAAAAGUG